GCCGCCUGUAUGAUCAACUGACGGUCCGUAUCUUAUGCUGCUAAUUUUGGAUGACACUGGGUGAAAUUCAGCGUUAACGCCUUUUUAAAAGUACAGAAUAUGAAGAACAGGAAACUUGGAUAAGAGAGAAUAUUUCUUAAACGUCGGCGAGUGUAGCUAGAGUCCUCGGGCUGUUGGAAGGAUGGAAACCCUUAUUCCCACCAUCAACCGGCUGCAGGAGGUCUUUCUGACUGUAGGCGCGGAGAUCGUACAGUUGCCUCAGAUAGUCGUGGUUGGAUCUCAGAGCAGUGGGAAGAGCUCUGUGUUGGAGAGCCUGGUUGGACGGGAUUUUUUGCCUCGGGGAUCUGGAAUAGUAACAAGACGACCCCUGGUGUUGCAGCUUGUUAAUGUCCCCCCCAUGCAGGAGAGACUGAAGAUUGAGAAUGGAAAUGGGAUUAAACAAAAUGCCCCAAACAGCUACCCAGGUGUCAGAGCUGAAGAAUGGGGUACAUUUCUGCACUGCAAGAACCAGAUAUUCACAGAUUUUCAGGAAAUUCGUCAGGAAAUUGAAGCAGAGACUGAACGAGGUUCAGGUGACAAUAAAGGGAUCAGUCCUGAGGCCAUAUAUCUGAAGAUUUUCUCCCCAAAAGUUCUUAAUCUCACUCUGGUUGAUUUACCUGGAAUUACUAAGGUUCCUGUUGGGGACCAGCCAGAGGACAUCGAGGCUCAAGUGCAAGAGAUGAUCUUGUCCUUUAUCUCCAAUCCAAACUGCCUUAUCCUCGCAGUGUCCCCUGCCAACUCUGACUUGGCCACCUCUGAUGCACUAAAAUUGGCUCGUGAGGUUGAUCCAGAUGGCCGUCGAACGCUGUUAGUGGUCAGUAAGCUGGACCUGAUGGAUGCAGGAACUGAUGCACUGGAAGUCCUUUUGGGUCGAGUCAUUCCAGUCAGGCUAGGGAUUAUCGGGGUGGUUAACAGGAGCCAGCAUGACAUCAAUACUCAAAAAAGCCUGGAGGACUCAAUGAAGGAUGAGCAGGUCUUCUUGCAGCGCCACUAUCCCUCGCUAGCAUCUCGUGCUGGCUCACGCUAUUUGGCCAAAACUCUCAGCAGGCUGCUCAUGCACCACAUCAGGGACUGCUUGCCAGACCUCAAAACCCGAGUGACUGUGUUGAGUGCCCAGUACCAGGCAAGACUCAACAGCUAUGGACAGCCUGUAGAGGACCACAGUGCCACCCUGCUACAGAUAGUCACCAAGUUUGCCAGUGAUUAUUGCAACACCAUAGAGGGAACAGCCAGGCACAUACAAACCUCAGAGCUCUGUGGAGGUGCUCGGAUCUGUUACAUAUUCCAUGAGACCUUUGGCCGGACCUUGCAGUCUAUUGACCCCCUGGCGGGACUGACUGGUCUUGAUAUCCUCACUGCUAUCCGCAAUGCUACAGGUCCACGGCCAGCUCUUUUUGUGCCCGAGGUAUCCUUUGAGUUGCUGGUGAAGCGGCAAAUUAAGCGUCUAGAAGAACCCAGUCUGCGCUGCGUGGAGCUUGUUCAUGAAGAGUUGCAGCGCAUCAUCCAGCACUGUUCCUCCUUCAGCACACAGGAGCUUCUUCGAUUUCCCAAGCUGCACGAUUCCAUUGUGGAAGUAGUGACUGGAUUAUUGAGGAAACGCUUGCCGAUUACUAAUGAAAUGGUCCAUAAUUUAGUAGCAAUAGAGCUCGCCUACAUCAACACAAAGCAUCCAGACUUCACGGAUGCUGCGCAGGUCUCUGCAUCUGUCAACAGUCAGCAGGCAGAGACUCUUGAUGGAGGAAAGCGCUGGAAGAACGAGAAGGUUGUGGAAGAUAAAAACCCAGCUGCAGGCUUUGGGAGCCCCAGCAAAGGCCACGCCAUUAACCUCCUUGACACAGCUGUGCCAGUUUCCCGAAAGCUGAGCGCAAGGGAGCAGAGGGACUGUGAGGUCAUCCAGCGUCUCAUCAAGAGCUACUUCCUCAUUGUCCGCAAAAGCAUCCAAGACAGUGUGCCCAAGACUGUGAUGCAUUUCCUGGUGAACAAUGUGAAAGAGCAUCUGCAGAGUGAGCUGGUGGGUCAGCUUUACAAACAGCCACUGCUGCAGGAGCUGCUCAUUGAGUCACAGGACACGGCACAGCAGCGGACUGAGGUUGCUCAAAUGCUUGAGGCACUUAAAAAAGCCAAUAACAUCAUCUCUGAAAUCCGGGAGACUCAUCUUUGGUAGCCAGAGGAAACUAACAACUUCUGUUGUCAAAGGACAGCUUUGAGAGUUUAAGAGUGUAUGUGAGCAGUCUGUGUUAAUGUGUGGCAGUACCACUGUUUUCUUAUGGACCAGUGACCAUAGCACAUUCAGAUGUACUUUUUCUCUCCAGCGGUUGCCCUGAACAGCAUACCGGGGCUGUUGCUUUUCACUGUGAACGUUGAGAGAGAGAUCAAUCACACUCAGGCUGAAAGUGUUAUUUAGCAGGUGAAAUGUGACAAGCUUUGCUGUGAAGAAAAAUUUCCUGCAAUACUUUUUUUUUUUUUUUUUGCUGUAAUGUAUGUUGCGUAUGGAGUAUUUAUUUUUUGUGUUUCAUUAUUUUUUUUUAUUUGAAAUGUGUCCACACUGUACUGUACACCUCCACGCUUUCCAGACCCUGGGUUUCCUCUGAACCCACUUUAGCAGGUGCUAAAACUGUUAGAUUAGAUUUCCUGACUUUAAUCUCCUUUUGUUGGAGUGCUCAGCAGAGAUAGAAAUAAGGUGAAAAUCAAAUCAAUACCGACUGCAGUGCAACACUAAUAACAGACCGCAGUCAUUUAAAGAAAUUAUAGGAUGACUGCAGAUUGUUUUUCCAGCUCCAGUGCUAAUCCAUGUGUUUAUUUUCCAGUCUCAUUUACAUAUGGGCCUAUUUGUACUGUUACUGUUUGCACUAACAUUCCAGUUUCAUGUGAGAAAACCAAACAUUCCCAAUAUUUCUUUCCCUCUAUGUACGAUUUUUUUUUAGAAGUCUCCCACAUGGAGGUGGACAGCAUUAGUAUAAAGUGUAUACGUAUCAUAGUAUUUGAAGUGUUUUUAAAAGAAACUGUCAAAAGAGUAGGCUUGCUAGAUUUUAGAUCCACGUGGUAGUAGUGAAAUUUUCUGUGUCUUCGUUUCCUUCCCCCAGCCUAAUUAUCCACUUGUUUCCACUGUUAAUGCUACAGAGAUGUAAGCUUGUUCAUAUUACCAACCCUCUUCAGCCACUCAGAGAAACUGCCGCCAGGAAAGACAGAUUCAGUAUGUAGAUGAAUCCUGCCUGCAGUUUUUUUUUUUUUUGCAUAUCCCACUGUAAACUUAAGCCUUAAUUUAGCCAGUCAUUCGCCCCUGUGCCAGUCAUUGUUUCAUUAUGUAAUAUUUGUUAAUGUGUAAAAUUAUGCAUCUCUUUCUUACCAACUCUUCCCAGCUUUCCUUCCCCAGUCUCAGGCUCAGAUAACAGCCAAAACUAAUGUUAUCCUAAGAAUAAGGCUUUUUCAGGAAGACCUGCUUUAAACAGAAAGUUCACCCCCAAAUCAAAUAUACAUGUGUUUUUUUUCCUCCUC
Molecule: messenger RNA, 3534 nt
Organism: Archocentrus centrarchus (flier cichlid)
Lineage: Eukaryota; Metazoa; Chordata; Actinopteri; Cichliformes; Cichlidae
Product: dynamin-1-like protein
Exons: 18
Coding region: 182-2203 (673 amino acids)
Biological process (GO): intracellular distribution of mitochondria; mitochondrial fission; peroxisome fission
Cellular component (GO): microtubule; cytoplasm; membrane
Molecular function (GO): GTPase activity; microtubule binding; GTP binding
Source: RefSeq, a predicted model, not a curated record